AUGUUGCAGCCUGAGGUUCACCAAUCUUCAUCGCUGCACUUGAACCACACCGAUGAAGUUGGUUCUCAAGGGCUUGACAUGGAUAGAGAGAGAGGAAACCGUGAGUUUUCUUCUUGGUUCCUCUCUACUGCUGAGGAUAUAUUGUCCCCAUCCCCAAGUGAACAGGGUCUUGUUUCUAUGGAGGAAUCUGGUAUUUCUUCAAGUCAUUCUUCAUCACAAUUAGCCCAAAAGAGUUUGAUUUUUCCCAAGGAAGAUAUGGAACUCGACAAGGGACUGAGCAUUCUCCAUUUGCUCAAGGCUUUGGGGGAGGCGAUGGAGAAUGAAAACAAAGAGCUUGAAAGGGUAAUAUUGAAGCGAUUAGAGAAGAAGGCAAAUCUGAAUGGUGCAGCCAUCCAACGGUUAGUUUUUUACUUGAUCCAAUCACUGGACAAACACUUGAGUAGCUUAACCAAAGAAGCAAUCAAGAAUUAUGAGGUGGGAUUCAGGGCCUUCUACCAAAUAUUCCCUUAUGGAAGAUUUGCUCACUUCAUUGCCAAUUCAUUGAUACUUGAAGCUUUGCCUGGGGAUGCAGAGACUAUUCAUAUUCUGGACUUUGACAUGGGUGAAGGAGUGCAAUGGGCUCCCUUGAUUGAGGCACUAGGAAAGCAAAGCCCGGGAACCAUGCGACUAGUAUCAAUUAAAUGCGACAACUGCGCUUCUGUGCCUCCCCUGCAGAACUUUGAGAAGACACAAAAAAGGCUCUGUGAACAUGCACAUUUGUCCGGUUUAGAAUUAAAGGUUGAGGAGAUGGACAUGGACGGGCUGGCAUCCGAGAUGAAGAAAAUGAAGAUGCCAGGAAGAAAGGAUUGGUUUGCCUUCAAUUGCAUGGUGGGGCUUCCGCAUAUGGGGAGAGUAAGAAGUGCUAGGCUUGUCACAGAGUUUCUGAAGGUGGCCGAACAAUCAAUCAACGCGAGUAAGAGAAUUCCUAAUAGUACAAUUAACGGGGGCAUUCUAACGUUCGGGCAUGGACAUGGCAUGGAGGAAGCAGUGAGUGAUUGCUGCGACUUUGGCUCAACCUUUGAGCAGCAGCUGAGCCAUGUCACAGCCUUGCUUGAAUCAAUGGAGUGGCAAAUGCCUUUCCUUGAAGAAGCAAGGACAGCCAUGGAGUGCCUGUUUAUGGCCCCCUUUGUUUCUUCUCUUGCUUGCUUUGAGAAGUUGGAGGAGAGAGCUUGCCCAGGUGGGUUUCUCCCAGAGAUGGCAUUGGAUCCAUGGAGGGUGAGCAAUGAUGUUAUCUUGGAAGCCAAACAACUUGUGAGAGAAGGCAAUAGUCCAUAUUGGAUAAGAAGUGAAGGCCAGAGUGAAAAUCAAGUGCUCUUGUGUUUUCUGGGGACUCCACUAGUGAGAGUUUCCAGUUGGAGUUGA
Molecule: messenger RNA, 1401 nt
Organism: Diospyros lotus (date-plum)
Lineage: Eukaryota; Viridiplantae; Streptophyta; Magnoliopsida; Ericales; Ebenaceae
Product: protein NODULATION SIGNALING PATHWAY 2-like
Exons: 1
Coding region: 1-1401 (466 amino acids)
Biological process (GO): regulation of DNA-templated transcription
Cellular component (GO): nucleus
Molecular function (GO): sequence-specific DNA binding; DNA-binding transcription factor activity
Source: RefSeq, a predicted model, not a curated record